Molecule: messenger RNA, 1918 nt
Organism: Momordica charantia (bitter melon)
Lineage: Eukaryota; Viridiplantae; Streptophyta; Magnoliopsida; Cucurbitales; Cucurbitaceae
Product: cyclin-D1-1
Source: RefSeq, a predicted model, not a curated record
CCCUUAGUUUUCAUCCAAAAUAAUCUUCUUCUUCUUCUUCUUCUUCAUCUCCGUUGCACUCACGCACUCCCCACGAAUUUUUUUCUUCAACCCAAAUUCUUCGGCUCCGGCGGCGUCUCCGGCUGCUUUCCUGUACCGGAUGGGGAUCGCGAUGGCCCGAAGAGAAUGACGGAUAGUCGGCUCCGAUCAUGUCGAUCUCUUCCUCGCCGGCUACCAGUGAGGAUUCCAUCGCCAGUUUCAUAGAAGACGAGCGGCACUUCGUUCCUGGUACUGACUACUUGUCGCGAUUCCAGUCUGAAUCGCUGGAUUCUUCGGCGAGAGCAGAGUCUGUUGCAUGGAUUCUCAAGGUUCAAGCAUAUUACGGCUUUCAACCGCUCACCGCGUACCUCUCCGUUAACUACUUGGAUCGAUUCCUUUAUUCUCGCCGCUUGCCGGAAACAAAUGGGUGGCCGAUGCAGCUCCUUUCAGUGGCUUGUUUGUCGCUUGCAGCAAAAUUGGAAGAGCCACUGGUUCCUUCCUUCCUCGAUCUCCAGAUUGAAGGGGCAAAAUAUAUAUUUGAACCCAGAACAAUACGUAGGAUGGAGCUUCUUGUGCUGACGACUUUGAAUUGGCGGCUGCGAUCCGUGACACCCUUCAGCUUCAUCGGAUUCUUCGCUUACAAAGUAGAUCCCACCGGAACAUUUUCCAGUUUCCUAAACUCACGCUCCGCAGAAAUUAUUCUCUCAAAUAUUCGAGACGCUAGCUUUCUUGAGUACUGGCCGUCGUGCAUAGCCGCCGCAGCCUUACUUUGUGCAGCAAAUGAAAUCCCUAAUUUGACCCUCUUGAAUCCUGAACACGCCGAAUCAUGGUGCAAUGGACUCAGCAAAGAAAAGAUCGUGGGGUGUUACCGGUUAAUGCAGCCGUUAACAAUGGAGGGUCGGCGGAGGAAGCCCCCAAAAGUGAUACCACAGCUCCGAGUGAGAGUCCGAGCCGGGUCGAGGUACGGUGACUCGUCAUCCUCCUCCUCAUCCUCCUCCUCGUCAAAGUUACCUUUUAAAAGGAGAAAAUUGAAUAAUUGCGUGUGGCUAGAAGAUGACAAAGAAAAUUCCAAGUUAAGAGCAGACGAAUAAAUUUAAGCAAAAAAAAAGAAAGAAGGGAACAGAGGGAAAGCCUAAAUUGCGGUACGGCCGGUGGUCCAAAAUUAUACAUAAUUUUACACAGAGAGCAAUGUAGGAGGUCUAAGAUCGUACGUCGUCGUAUAGAGAUAUAAAAAAAAAAAUCUAAUGGUUUUGCAGAUUCCCAAGGAGAGAAGUGGGAGGGGAGAUUGUUGUAGUUGUAGAUAUUAUUUUGGUGUGAGAAAGAAAGAAAAAGAAAAAGAAAAAGAUUUAUAUAUUUUAUAUUAUAUUGGUUUUUAAAUAAAAAUAUAUAGUGGAAGGAAAAAGGUGAAAGAAGGAAGUGGGGAGUUGAAUUCAGACUUCAGAGGCAGCAUUUAUUAGUGAUUUGAAAGAAUAUAGAGAUUGUGGGCCCCACCUUCAAAGUAGGUAAUUUUGCAGAGAAGAGAAGACAGCUCCGAGUCGUGAAUUGUUUUGUUGUUUGUUCUUCGGUGAAAAAAGAAAAAGGAAAAAAGAGAAAAGGAACUGCUGUGUGCCGCACGUGUCAAGUUUCUUCACAGUUCAAUUCAAAGACUUCUCAAACGCAGAAACCAAAAAUAAAAAAAGAAAAGAAAUAAUAAUAGAUUUGCCUUUCUUUUUUACUUUGAGUCUUGAGUUUGAAUUACUGUGCGCACGUGACACGCAUUUUGUCGCGUGGAAAGCACGUUCGUAUCACGCGUGUGUCUCGGUUGUUAUUUUGGCGGGAAUUGCGUCUCUUUUUGCCUUUCAAUAUCAUGUUUUGGCCCAACUAUAUAGUAUAUGGGAAAAUUUCCUCUUUGUUUAUAUUA